AUGACAAUUCACGAGUGUCAUCUCAAUCCCUACGCCGCUCGGCGCAUACUCUGGGCCGGCGACCGCGCCCAUAUUCCCCUGCAGCCUCUCUGCUGCACCUACUCGCAAGCUGCAGAUCUCAUCGCCGACAACAUAGCCAAUGUUCUGCAUGGCCCCACUGGCCAUCCUCCCCACGACCCCUUCUACAAGAUCAAAGAAAACUGGAGACGUUCCAACCUCUCUGAUCUCGCGGCUGUCAUCAAAACCCCCUGGUUGAAAGGUAAGAAAGAACAAGAUCUUCUCGAUUUAUAUUUUUCCUAUUUCAACGCCAUGAUUUUUGGAGGCGCGCUCAAUACCAUGAGAUGUACGAUGAAGCUCGAAGAGCCGAAUGCGGAACAGAAGGCGAGAAAUGUGUUGGGUACGACGGUUGAUAAGAGAGGACAAAAGACUACCACGAGACAUAAUGAGAAAGGUUCUGGAAUUCGAAGAAUCGGGAUGACGGGGCAUGGACUGCAAUGGCAACGAGCGGCGAGGAGUAUUGAGAGUUUUGCUAGACAGGGGUUGAGAUUGGAUGUUCGGUUAGGGAGGGAAGAAGCAUUGGGAUUGGAAUUGGUGAUUGCGGAUAAGGAGAUUUGGUACGUGGACUUGGAGAAGAUGGGGAUGGAUAAGGAAGUUGUGAAUCGGGAGAUGGAUUGGUUUGCGCAUGUUUUUAUGGAGGAGUUGGAGGAACGGAAGAAGAUUGAAAAGGAAAGGGAAGAUCAAUUGGACAAAUUAGAACAUGAAAGAGUGGAAAGAGAAGAGGAGGAAGAACUAGCAAAGGAAGAAUGGGAAAGAGAAAGACCCGAACGAGAAGCGAAGGAAAGACAAUUGCUAAAGAGUCAUAGAUCACGUAUUCAUGAGAGUUUGCGAGGAAUGAGCAGGAGAGCGAAUGGGAAGAUUUUCAAGAGGAUCGCGAAACCGGUCCGCAAACCGCUUGCUAAAUCGACGAUUCGACUAGAUGGUGAAGAUGCGACUGCGUCUUCAGAACCCUCUCUUCCUAAUUUUCUCCUCGCGCGAAGAACGCAUUUCGCGACCGAAAAUGUAAAAUCCAGCCCGGCUACUGAUAGAUAUCUCAAGAACCCGAAACCAAGACAAGCAUAUCCGUAUAUACGGAGAACGGUCAAUCCUAAUAUUCCUAGUAUAAAUGGAAAAUUUAAGAUAGGAAUGGAGGUAAGCAAACAUACAUACGAGAACAGAGAAAGGAAAACAAAGAGAAUGGGGGGAAGUGGAAUGGCUAAUGUGAAGAUUCUGGAUCUAGAGAAAUUUUGGAAUCUGGAUGAGUGUGCGGAGGAGGUUUAUAGGGUGAGGUAUUAUUAG
Botrytis sinoallii is the source of this 1335-nucleotide messenger RNA. RefSeq lists its product as uncharacterized. Lineage: Eukaryota; Fungi; Ascomycota; Leotiomycetes; Helotiales; Sclerotiniaceae. The coding region runs from base 1 to 1335 and encodes 444 amino acids. The transcript has 2 exons. The record is from RefSeq and is a predicted model, not a curated record.